CAGCUCAGCUCAGCAAAAAGUUGAAAACUUUGAUUGAAAAAUCCAUCUUUCUCUUACAUUUUUGCAUAUACAUGCUUUGGUAACUCAUUCAAUUAACUCAUCCUUGACUCAAUUGAGUCUAACUUCCAUGGCUAAUAACCCCAACGACCCUCCAACCGAUGAUUUCCUUGAACAAAUCCUCGGCCUUCAGAAUUUCGCUUCGGCUGAGUCCGGCUUGUCUGGUCCCGACGCCGGCUUGGGUUCGACGGCUGGAGCUGCCGCGCCGAUGAUGUUGCAGCUGAGCUCCGGCGACGGCUCCAGCCACCUCUCGGCGCUUGGAGGCGGAGUCAGCGGUGGGUUUCACGGACAGGUGUUUCCUUUAGCGCUGAGCUUGGAGCAGGGUAAAGGAGGGUUUUUAAAGCCUGAGGAAGCUUCGGGAAGUGGAAAACGUUUUCGUGAAGAACUCGUUGAUGGUAGAGCUUCUACUGUCAAAAAUGUGUACCAUGGCCAACCAAUGCCCACACCUGUUCCUGCAGCUCCACAUCCUCCAGCAAUGCGCCCUAGGGUGCGAGCUAGGAGAGGACAGGCCACAGAUCCACACAGCAUUGCUGAACGGCUGCGGAGAGAAAGAAUAGCAGAACGGAUCAGGGCACUGCAGGAGUUAGUUCCCAGUGUUAACAAGACGGACCGGGCUGCUAUGCUUGAUGAAAUUGUGGAUUAUGUUAAGUUUCUGAGGCUCCAAGUUAAGGUUUUGAGCAUGAGUAGAUUGGGCGGAGCUGGUGCAGUGGCUCCACUAGUAACAGAUAUCCCACUAUCAUCAGUUGAGGAUGAGUCUGGUGAAGGUGGAAGAAACCAACCAGCCUGGGAGAAAUGGUCAAAUGAUGGAACAGAAAAGCAGGUAGCAAAGCUGAUGGAAGAAAAUGUUGGAGCUGCAAUGCAGUUUCUUCAAUCAAAAGCUCUCUGCAUAAUGCCAAUCUCAUUGGCGACGGCGAUUUACCAUACUCAACCUCCAGAUACCUCACCUAUUGUCAAGCCAGAGACUAAUCCUCCUUCAUAGAUUUUAAGCAAAAGGGUAUUCCCUCCCUCUAUGGUCCCAUCCAAAAAAGCUCACUAACUUCUCCAGGGUCCCACUCCCACAAUUCACAUUCCAACCAACCCCACAAAAUAAGUUGUUUACUGGCUUCAAAUUGCAAUCAAAGUCAGAUGCCAUAGCUCUUUGCUUUUUUUUCUUUUCUUUUGUUCUUCCUUUUCUUUACAGCUUUUGUCAAACAGGGUUUUGAUGUCAAUGCCUUAAAAAAUACGGGCAGGGCCUUGAUGUCUUUACCAAGUUCAAGUAAAGAAGAGGAAUUGUCAAAGUUCUCAGUUGAUAUGCUCUGCUUUUUUGCAUCAAUGGUGGGGAUGAUAGUGGGAAAUGAUGGAAGCACAAGCACUUUUGUAGUGGGCCUCUAAAUUUUGUUAGUGGAAUAUGGGACCUUCUAAAAGGGAUAGAUAAAGUAUAUAAAUUUGUAUCAGUGUAAUUUAGAUGGAAUGAAUGAAUGGAAUGAAGAAGAGGUAGAAUGGAUAAUGGUUGGCUGUUUGAAAAUUGAGAAUUGAAAAUUGCUGGGUGUAG
Molecule: messenger RNA, 1588 nt
Organism: Pistacia vera
Lineage: Eukaryota; Viridiplantae; Streptophyta; Magnoliopsida; Sapindales; Anacardiaceae
Product: transcription factor UNE12
Exons: 6
Coding region: 128-1036 (302 amino acids)
Biological process (GO): regulation of transcription by RNA polymerase II
Cellular component (GO): nucleus
Molecular function (GO): RNA polymerase II cis-regulatory region sequence-specific DNA binding; protein dimerization activity; DNA-binding transcription factor activity, RNA polymerase II-specific
Source: RefSeq, a predicted model, not a curated record